CUCCUCCAAUUCUCCUUCUCACCCAGCAUUGUUGUUUUUGAUCUUUUUAUUCUCUCUUCCUCCGCUACUUCUCCACAAAUCCCUCGGCAAUUCAAUAUGUUGAAAGCCCAGCAAAUGGCUCCGACUGCCAAAGCAUUCAACAUGUCUUCUUGUCGUCGGGGGUUCGCUUUUAAGAAGCCGAAUGUCAGGAGGACAUUCUCUGUCGUGGCUCAGUCAAUGCGAGCGUCCCCAGCCGCACACUUCAACACCUCCAAUGCACAGUCAUCCAAUCCACGACAGUCGCGAAAAGCAGGAGGUAAGUCGUUUCUUGGAAUGACGGGAGGCCAGAUCUUCCAUGAGAUGAUGAGACGACAUGGCGUUAAGCACAUUUUCGGGUACCCAGGAGGAACUAUUCUUCCUGUCUUUGACGCCAUAUACAAUUCGCCGCACUUUGAUUUUAUUCUCCCCAACCACGAGCAGGGCGCAGGACAUAUGGCGGAGGGAUAUGCAAGAGCUUCAGGCAAGCCAGGAAUCGUUCUGGUUACGUCCGGACCUGGAGCGACCAAUGUGGUGACCCCAAUGCAAGAUGCUCUAUCUGAUGGAACCCCCAUCAUCGUUUUCUGUGGCCAAGUUUCAACCUCAGCAAUCGGAAGCGAUGGUUUCCAAGAAGCCGACAUGCUGGGCAUCUCCCGGUCAUGUACCAAGUGGAAUGUCAUGGUCAAACAUGUCUCUGAAUUGCCGCAGAGAAUCAAUGAAGCCUUCCAGAUUGCCACAAGCGGAAGGCCUGGCCCGGUUCUUGUAGAUCUUCCCAAGGACGUCACGGCUGGCUCCGCCUUAGCGCAACCGAGCCAAGCAACACUCUCGAAAACCUUUCACCGCAUAGCGGAACCCAUCGACGUGGCAAAGAGACCUGUCAUCUACGCUGGUCAAGGGGUAGUAAGCUCUCCGAACGGAUCUGAGCUGCUCAGACAGCUUGCUGACCGAUCAUCAAUCCCGGUCACCACUACAUUGCACGGACUGGGAGAAUUUGAUGAACUCGGUGAAAAGUCACUUCAUAUGUUGGGAAUGCACGGUUCAGCCUAUGCCAACAUGGCCAUGCAAGAAGCCGAUCUCAUUCUUGCCCUUGGUGCGCGCUUUGACGAUCGAGUGACUCUAAAUACCCAGAAAUUCGCCCCUGCGGCAAAGGCGGCAGCAGCAGAGGGUCGUGGGGGUAUCGUCCACUUUGAUAUUACGCCAAAAAAUAUCAAUAAAGUGGUCCAGGCAACCGAAGCCGUUGUCGGGGAUGUGUCUGACAGCCUUGCAGAGCUCUUGCCACAUGUGAAGCAGAGAACAAUGGCAGAGCGGCGAGAAUGGUUCGAAAAGAUCCAAGGAUGGAAAAGUCAGUGGCCGCCCGAUUUGUACAAGCAGUCAGGGGCCCGUCCCUAUGUGAUCCAGCAAUUGAGCAAACUGACGGCUGAUCGCAAACAUGAAACGAUCGUCCCCACCGGGCAGUUCCGCUGGCGGUACCCACGUACCAUGAUCACCUCGGGAGGAUUGGGGACCAUGGGUUAUGGGCUGCCUGCAGCGAUUGGGGCCAAGGUGGCACGCCCAGAGGCGUUGGUGGUUGAUAUCGAUGGCGAUGCCUCUUUCGCAAUGUCCCUGACUGAGCUAUCGACGGCGGCCCAAUUCGACAUUGUCGUCAAAAUUGUCAUACUGAACAAUGAGGAACAGGGGAUGGUAACACAAUGGCAGAAACUUUUUUACGAAGAGCGCUACGCGCAUACCCACCCGUUAAACCCUGACUUCAUGGAGUUUGCCAAAGCCAUGCACGUCCAGCACCGUCGGAUCAGCGAGCCAGAUGAUGUAGCUGAUUCCCUGAGGUGGCUCAUUAACACGGACGGGCCCGCCUUACUAGAGGUUAUUACAGAGAAGAAAGUGCCUGUUUUCCCAAUGGUUCCAGCUGGCUGUGCGCUACAUGAGUUCAAUACGUCGAAUGCGGAAAAAGGACAAGGAAAGAAGAAAUCUGAUGCUUGA
This is a messenger RNA of Aspergillus novofumigatus IBT 16806, 1992 nucleotides long. Its product is annotated as acetolactate synthase. Gene Ontology annotation, biological process: L-valine biosynthetic process. NCBI's taxonomy places the organism in Eukaryota, Fungi, Ascomycota, Eurotiomycetes, Eurotiales, Aspergillaceae. The record is from RefSeq and is a predicted model, not a curated record. Gene Ontology annotation, molecular function: magnesium ion binding; acetolactate synthase activity; thiamine pyrophosphate binding. Gene Ontology annotation, cellular component: mitochondrion; acetolactate synthase complex. The transcript has 7 exons. The coding region runs from base 97 to 1992 and encodes 631 amino acids.